This is a messenger RNA of Parnassius mnemosyne (clouded apollo), 3651 nucleotides long. NCBI's taxonomy places the organism in Eukaryota, Metazoa, Arthropoda, Insecta, Lepidoptera, Papilionidae. The record is from the annotation of a GenBank genome assembly.
AUGAAUUCUAUCACUACUUUGGAAGUUUUCACCGGUGAAAAUUGGAAUGCGUACCAGCAACAAUUUGAAUGUUUCAUAGUUCUAAACGACAUCCCAGAGGAAAAGAAGGUCCCAUUACUUAUAACAAAACUUAGCACAAACGUUUAUGAUUUAUUGACCACAUUAUGCACACCCAUAUCGCCGGUUACCGAAACAUAUAAUAAUAUUUGCGAAAAACUGAGAAAAUACUAUCACCCAUUAAAAAAUUAUGCCCUUUAUCAAGCAGAAUUUCGAAGCAGAUGUCAAAAACCUAAUGAAACAAUAGAUCAGUAUAUUAUGGAAUUAAAGAGACUGUGUAAAUAUUGCAAUUUCAAAAAUUUAAAUGAAGAAAUAAAGGAAAGAUUACUAAAUGGUACUUACUGUGAUUCAGUUAAAUUUGAACUGUUGAAACAAGCCGAUCAGCCAUUAGAAAGUUUAAUUAACAUUGGAAAAACUGUGGAGACAGCAUAUAAGCUGGCUUUUAAUAAUGAAAAAGAGCAGGAAAAAUCACAAAUGUUUAAAAUACAAGGCAAAUAUUUUAACAGAAACCAUAGUGUUAUAGCUAGGCAAAAUGUAAACCCAGCCAUCCAGCAGAGUAUCACAUGUUUUUGUUGUGGUAAAAAUGGACACAUUAAAGCACAUUGUACCCUACGAGAAAAAUUUUGCAGUGAAUGUGGUGUAAAAGGCCAUAUCUUUAAAGUGUGUAGAAAAAAUAAGAAAACAAAAGUAAAAAAUUUAAAUGUAGUGCAAAAAUUUAAUUCAGAAAAUAGUGAUGUAAAUUCGGAUAAAAACCUCCCCAUUAAAGACAUUGAAAACUUUGAUAUCUUCUGUUUUAGUAAUACAGGAAAAGUUCCAUCAACUACUUUAAAGAUCUUUGUAAAUGGAAAGGUACUAGAGUUUGGGGUUGACACUGGGGCUGAUGUAAGUACUAUUACUUUACUCGAUAAAAACAAGUUAUUCCCGGAGCUAGAGAUAAAAAAAUGUAAUGUUCUUUUUACUAAUUUUGACCAGUCUACUUCAACGCCUUUAGGAAUUAUAGAAAACUUGAGUAUAAGUUAUGGAUCUAUUAAAGUUAAUAAUCAGAAAUUAUUUGUUGUAAAAGAUGGAUUGCCCAAGGUUAUAGGUAAAGAUUGGCUUUCUUCACUUCAAUUGUGGCCCCCAAAGUUUGAACAAAGGGUUUGUGAAAAAGCGUCAAAAAAUAAAUUAAUACAAAACAUAUUUGAAAAGUUCAGCAAUCUUUUUGAGCCAGGUAUGGGGGUUUUUCGAGGAGAACCAAUUCAUUUUUUAAUUGAACCAGGUGUUAAACCAGUAUUUAUGGCUGUCAGAACUGUUCCAUUUGCUCUAAAAGAUAAAGUAAAAGAGGAAAUAAAUAGAUUGAUCAAAAAUAAACGUAUAGAGCCAGUUGAGUAUUCUGAGUGGGGGACACCAGUUGUUCCAGUUUUAAAACCAGAUGGAACGGUUCGUUUAUGCGGUGACUAUCGUAUAACAAUAAAUAAGCAUUUGAAGAUAGACCAUUAUCCAUUACCAACAAUUGAUAAUAUUUUGAUGAAAUUACAGGGUAAAAACUACUUUUGUGAAUUAGAUUUACAAGAGGCUUACUUACAAGCCCCAUUAGAUAAAGAAUCCCAAAAAUUAGUAACAAUUGUUACUGAAGAAGGUAUCUUUAAUUGUUUAUUUUUACCUUAUGGUGUGAGUACUGGUCCUGGUUCAUUCCAGAGGUUAUUAACACAAAAAUUGAAUGGACUAGAUAUAAUUGUUUAUAUUGAUAACAUAUAUGUUUAUGGAAAGACAUUGAAAGAUACAUAUGAAAUCAUAAUUCUUGUUCUACAAAGAUUAAAAGAUUCAGGAUUAAAAUUAAAAAAGAAUAAAUGUAAGUUUUUUGAAAACAAGCUGGAUGUUUUUGGAUUUGAAGUAAAUAAUAAUUCUGUAAAAAUUAUAAAAAGUAAAAUUGAACCUUUGUUGUCUUUGCCUCGCCCAAGUAAUAUAGAAAUGCUAAAAUCAUUUUUAGGGAAAGUAAAUUAUUAUAACAGAUUUUUACAAAAUAUGGCAAUUAUAUUAAAACCAAUGUAUGAUUGUCUAAAAAAGGAUAGAUUCGAGUGGACAGAAGAGUGUGACAAAUCAUUUAAAGAAAUAAAAAAUAGUCUGGCAAAUACAUCUUCAUUAUCACAUUUUGAUCAAAAUUCAACAAUUAUAUUAACUUGUGAUUCUGCAGAUUGUGGGGUAGCUGCUGUAUUGUCUAUAAAAAACAGUAAUAACAUAAUAAAACCAGUAGCAUUUGCAAGUAAAAAAUUAAAUGAUUCUCAAAUGAAAUACCCAAUUUUGGAAAAGGAGGCUUAUGCAAUAAUUUUUGGUGUAAAUAAAUUUUAUGAAUAUUUAUUUGGAAAAAAAUUUAUUUUACAAACUGAUAAUGAGGCUCUAACUAAAAUAUUAGGAACGAAGUAUGGAAUACCAAAAAUGGCAGCAAGGCGAUUACAAUACUGGUCAAUUUUCUUAAGUGGAUUUAACUACGAAAUUCAACACAUAAAAUCUAAAAAUAACCCUGCUGACUAUUUGUCACGUGUAGUUACCACAUUUCAAGAUGAUAAUUUAAACAACUUAGAAUUUCUUGAAAAUAACUAUGAAUGUAACACAAUAAAUUAUAUUCAUAAAUCAAAUUUAAAUACAUUAAAUUGGCAAACUAUUCAAAGCGAAACAAAAAAAGGUAAAAUUAUAUGUGAUAUUCUUAGAUACUGUAGAGAUGGCUGGCCAGCAAAAAAUGAUCUUGGUGAAGAAUAUGAACCAUAUUUUGUCAGAAAAAAUGAGAUCUCAAUGGAAAAAGAAUGUUUGUUGUGGGGGUAUAGGGUAAUAAUACCUAAAAAUAUAAGAGAUAAUGUCAUGUGUGAGUUAAAUGCUAGCCAUUUAGGCACCACACGAAUGAAAGAAAUAGCAAGAUCUUAUUUUUGGUGGCCAGACAUGGAUAAGGAAAUUGAAAUUAUAACAAAAAAUUGUAUUAUUUGUUUACAAAACCAUAAGAACCCAGAAAAAACCAAAUUAACAGUGUGGCCGCAGCCACCUACUGUUUGGCAUAGAAUACAUGCAGAUUUUUUGGGCCCUCUUUAUUCAAAAAUGUUUUUGGUUAUUAUAGACGCUUACUCUAAAUGGCCAGAAGCAUAUAUUAUGAAUAAAAUUACUGCACAAAAAACAAUUGAAGUGUUCAAAAGUAUUUUUGUAAGGUAUGGGUAUCCCUUACAUCUAGUUACUGAUAAUGGCCCAACAUGGACAAGUGAAGAAUUUAAAAAUUUUUGUAAAAUUGUGGGAGUAAACCAGACUUUUACUCCAACAUACUACCCACCCAAAAACGGGUUAGCGGAACGUUCUGUGGAGUCUUUCAAAUCUCAUGUAGUAAAGAUUGUAGAGAGUGGCCAUACGGUUGAAUAUGCAUGUAAUUUAUUCCUAUUUGAUUAUAGAAACACUGUACAUAAAACUACAGGCCAGAGUCCAGCAAAAUUGAUGUUUGGCAGAGAGUUGAGAUGUCGUUUCUCGUUAUUAAGACCAAACCCAGUAGGGGACAAAAUUGAUACUGAGCAAGUAAAGCUUAUAAUCAAUAGUAAAAAUAACUUUAAAACAUUCACACUGGUGAAAAGGUCAUGGUGA